CAGCGGUGGCGGCGGCGGCAGCGGGUUCGGUUGCGCUUAGCGCACGGGGUAGGAGCGGAGCCCAGGCCGGGAAGAGGCGCCGCCGCCGCCGCCAAUACCAUGGGGAACGUGUUGGCUGCCAGCUCUCCGCCCGCAGGGCCACCGCCGCCUCCUACGCCGUCCCUCGUGGGGCUCCCGCCGCCGCCUCCUUCGCCGCCAGGCUUCACUCUGCCGCCGCUCGGCGGCGGCCUGGGCACUGGGUCAAGUACUGGCCGUGGUUCGGAACGGACUCCCGGGGCUGCGGCCAGCGGCGCUGCGGCGGCCUCGGACGAUGGGGGCUGCGGAUGCCUGCCCAACCCGGGGACGUUCGAGGAGUGCCACCGGAAGUGCAAGGAGCUGUUUCCAGUUCAGAUGGAAGGUGUCAAACUUACAGUCAACAAAGGGUUGAGCAACCGUUUCCAGGUGACCCACACAGUAGCCCUCGGCACAAUUGGGGAGUCCAACUACCACUUUGGGGUCACAUACGUGGGGACGAAGCAGCUGAGUCCCACAGAGGCGUUCCCCGUGCUGGUGGGUGACAUGGACAAUAGUGGCAGCCUCAAUGCACAGGUCAUCCACCAGCUGAGCCCAGGCCUCAGGUCCAAAAUGGCCAUCCAGACCCAGCAGUCCAAGUUCGUGAACUGGCAGGUGGAUGGCGAGUACCGUGGUUCUGACUUCACAGCUGCUGUCACCCUGGGCAACCCAGAUGUCCUGGUGGGUUCAGGAAUCCUCGUGGCCCACUACCUCCAGAGCAUCACACCGUGUCUGGCCCUGGGUGGAGAGCUCGUCUACCACCGGCGGCCAGGAGAGGAGGGCACUGUCAUGUCUCUAGCUGGGAAAUACACACUGAACAACUGGUUGGCUACAGUAACGCUGGGCCAGGCAGGCAUGCAUGCGACGUAUUACCACAAAGCCAGUGACCAGCUGCAGGUGGGUGUGGAGUUUGAGGCCAGCACCAGGAUGCAGGACACCAGUGCCUCCUUUGGGUAUCAGCUGGACCUGCCCAAGGCCAACUUCCUUUUCAAAGGCUCUGUGAACAGUAACUGGAUCGUGGGCGCCACGCUGGAGAAGAAGCUCCCGCCCUUGCCCCUGACACUGUCCCUCUGCGCCUUCCUCAACCACCGCAAGAAUAAGUUCCUGUGUGGCUUCGGCCUCACCAUCGGCUGAGCCCUCCUGUCCUUCCUCUGCAGACCAUCGCUGGGCCGGCUGCCCUCCCCUCCUCUCCCUCUCUCUUGGGGUUGGGGCAGUGGGAAGGAGGGGACCUCCCAUGCCCAAGGAUCCCCAGCGCCAGGGGACAGUGUCCAGGGGGCCUGGGGUCCCGGAGGGAGUUCUGGGAUCUGAAGGGCAUUCGAUUGUGAGCGCCCAGGCAGAGGCGCAGAGGCGGCUGUACAGGCUCAGAAAGGAAAGACUUGAUGUCCUCCUGAGGGCAGCAGAGGAGUGCCGAGCCGCCUGUCACUUCCCCCUCCACCCCUCCAUAGAAAUCAUGUUUAUAAGUUAUGGAAAACCGGGACAUUUUACA
Molecule: messenger RNA, 1537 nt
Organism: Mus caroli (Ryukyu mouse)
Lineage: Eukaryota; Metazoa; Chordata; Mammalia; Rodentia; Muridae
Gene: Tomm40
Product: translocase of outer mitochondrial membrane 40
Biological process (GO): protein import into mitochondrial matrix
Cellular component (GO): mitochondrial outer membrane
Molecular function (GO): transmembrane protein transporter activity
Source: RefSeq, a predicted model, not a curated record